CUAAAGGUGAAAAUUAACAGAGAAAGAGAGACAGAAUAGAGGAGAUCUAGAUAAGAGGAAGAUAAGGUCUAUGACAUGGAAGCUGCUUUCAGAAAAUCUAUUAAUGGAGGUUUAAUCAAAGAGGAGAAGAGGAACAAAUUAGCUGAUCAAUCCAGUUCUGAUGAGGAAGGUUUUAUUGAAGACAGUAAUGUUCUUAAGGUCGGGAAGGAAAGUGAAGUCCGUGAGGACGAUAAUUCGAAGUCUCAGCAAAAGGAUAUCGGCAGUGACAAGGAGGACGAUCAGCUACAAUCAGUCAAAGCUAAUAUGAAAGAGGUAAUGAAAGAAAAUCUGAGGCUGAAAAUGCACUUGGAUCGAAUUAUGAAGGAUUAUCGUAACCUUCAGCUGCAAUUUCACAACAUUGUUCAAAGAGAUGCUGAAAAAUCCAACAUUAGUAUUAUUAAUACUCGGCAUGCUGAAUGUAAUGAAGCUGAAUUUGUCUCCCUUAGCUUAGGAAGAACUUCAAGCGACACUAAAAAGGAAGAGUUAUCCAAAAUCUUAAGCAAAGAAAAGGCAGAGGAAGAAGACAAUAAAGGAGGCCUAACCCUAGGACUGGAUUGCAAGUUUGAUUUGUCCGUGAAAACAACACCGACAGAAUUUUCAACUGCAAAUCUCAGUGAAGAGAAUAGCUCAGAGGAAGUUAAGGACGAAAAAGGAGAAACAUGGCCACCCCAUAAAAUUCUCAAGACAAUGAGAAAUGGAGAAGAUGAACUAAACCCUUCUAAAAGAGCAAAGGUUUCUGUUAGAGUCAGAUGUGAUGCCCCGACGAUGAAUGAUGGAUGCCAAUGGAGAAAAUAUGGACAAAAAAUUGCAAAAGGAAAUCCGUGUCCUCGAGCUUACUAUCGUUGCACAGUAGCACCCUCCUGCCCAGUGAGAAAGCAGGUUCAAAGAUGCAUUGAGGAUAUGUCAAUCUUGAUCACUACAUAUGAAGGAACACACAAUCAUCCACUUUCUCUUUCAGCAACAUCUAUGGCUUUCACAACUUCAGCAGCUGCUUCUAUGCUAUUAUCUGGUUCAUCGUCCACCUCUGAAUCAGGCCCCAAUCCACCAGCAACUGACACCACCAAUAUCAAUGGACUCAACUUCUAUCUCUCCGAUAGCUCAAAACCAAAACCAUUUUACCUUCAAAAUUCGUCCAUCUCUUCUUCAUCCUCGCCCCCCACAAUCACUCUUGAUUUAACCUCAAGCUCAUCCACUUCCUUAUUGCCCCAGUACAAUAACAGAUCAAUGAGUAGUAAUUAUCUCCCCAGAUAUAAUUCUUCUACAAAUAUUCUCAACUUUAGUUCCUUGGAAUCUAAUCCUCUUCUUCCCAUGUCUUGGAGUAAUGGGGCCAACAACAAGAACCAAGAAAUUAGUUCUCUCAGCUUUGCAAAACGGCCACAAGAAAAUAUUUUCCAAUCUUAUCUACAAAACAAUACUAGUGCAAAGCCUACACAAACUUUAUUAUCACAAGAUACUAUUGCAGCUGCAACAAAAGCAAUAACAUCCGACCCAAAUUUUCAAUCUGCAUUGGCUGUUGCUCUUACAUCUAUCAUUGGCUCAGGUGGCCGAAAUCAUGCAGGUGGUAUUGAAGAAAAAUCUGGUCAAAAUUUGAAGGUUACCGAACCAUUUCCAGUUCUUUGCAGCUUCCCAUCUACCUCAAAGAAAUAAUAUAUCCAAUUAAUUGCUGUUCAAAUUUAUCUGAAUAAAAUCGACUUCAACGGCAAAUAGAUAUAUAGCCCGAUAAUAACUCUGAUUCGUUUUACUUGCUUUACAUUCUAUAGAUUUUAGCUUGCUGAAGUAAGAAACUAGCUAGUUGUGACAUUACUUGAUCUGGUGUAAUAUUGUUUUUUAUAAUUUGGAGGUACGAUGUCCAAAGUGUAGAUAUUUUAGUUUCAUAAAAUUAAUUGACACUUCGCUUACUGAAGUCAUUA
This is a messenger RNA of Nicotiana attenuata, 1949 nucleotides long. Its product is annotated as probable WRKY transcription factor 61. The record is from RefSeq and is a predicted model, not a curated record. Gene Ontology annotation, molecular function: sequence-specific DNA binding; DNA-binding transcription factor activity. The coding region runs from base 76 to 1686 and encodes 536 amino acids. The transcript is spliced from 5 exons. Lineage: Eukaryota; Viridiplantae; Streptophyta; Magnoliopsida; Solanales; Solanaceae. Gene Ontology annotation, biological process: regulation of DNA-templated transcription.